Messenger RNA from Ogataea polymorpha, 678 nucleotides. RefSeq lists its product as uncharacterized. The transcript has a single exon. Bases 1 to 678 code for a protein of 225 amino acids. The record is from RefSeq and is a predicted model, not a curated record. Gene Ontology annotation, biological process: peptidyl-lysine dimethylation; peptidyl-lysine monomethylation. Gene Ontology annotation, cellular component: cytoplasm. Gene Ontology annotation, molecular function: protein-lysine N-methyltransferase activity. NCBI's taxonomy places the organism in Eukaryota, Fungi, Ascomycota, Pichiomycetes, Pichiales, Pichiaceae.
AUGGACACUACUAAACUCAACCAUUCGAAACUAGGCACUAAGGAAUACUGGGACAAUUUCUACAAACUAGAGAAGGAGAACUUUGCAGAAAACCCAGAUGAUACGGGUGAAUGCUGGUUUGCAGACUCUGGGGCCGAGGAGAAAAUUGUAGACUUUGUGUUCUCGAAUCUGGAUCCUAAUGUCUCUGUCUGCGAUCUUGGCACGGGAAAUGGACAUCUCCUUUUCGAGAUCCUUCAAGAGGGCUGGAAGGGACAACUCGUGGGAGUUGACUACAGCGAGGCCAGCGUCCAGUUUGCCAGGACCAUCGCAGAAACUAACGAUUUGAAUGUAGAAUUCUAUCAAAGCGAUAUACUCAAUCUGGAAGACCAGUUUCUCAAGACCAAUGCGGGAAAUUUCGACCUGGUUUUGGACAAGGGCACGUUGGAUGCGAUUGCCCUCAGCAAUAACCUGUAUGACGGCAAAACAGGACAGGAAGUGUAUCCAGACACGGUGAAAGUCUUGCUGAAAAAAAAUGCAGUGUUGCUGGUGACGUCGUGCAAUUUUACCCAAGACGAGCUGAUCAAGGUAGUAACUUCUUCAGGCAACUUUGAGGUUUGGAAGACUGUCGAGUACCCGGUAUUCGAGUUUGGCGGGGUUAAAGGCUCUGCCAUAUGUACUGUUGCAUUUAAACGCAGGUAA